This is a messenger RNA of Caretta caretta (loggerhead turtle), 1957 nucleotides long. RefSeq names its product 3-hydroxy-3-methylglutaryl-CoA lyase like 1 (gene HMGCLL1). NCBI's taxonomy places the organism in Eukaryota, Metazoa, Chordata, Testudines, Cheloniidae. Gene Ontology annotation, molecular function: hydroxymethylglutaryl-CoA lyase activity. Gene Ontology annotation, cellular component: endoplasmic reticulum; cytosol. Gene Ontology annotation, biological process: ketone body biosynthetic process; L-leucine catabolic process. The record is from RefSeq and is a predicted model, not a curated record.
GGGCGGGCGAGGCUGGGAUGCAGGAUUCCCCAGCUCUCCGCCAAUCACACGCGCUCCUCAGGCCCGGGCUCCAGCCGCUGGCUGCGGCGGGCGCCGGGUCCGGCCGGGCUGCGGGCAGCGGCGUGGGGGGGAUGCGCUGAGCUUGCGGCAGGCGCGGAAGGAGCGCCCCGGGGCCGGGCCAUGGGCACGGUGCCGUCCGCGCUGAAGCACUGCCUCAGCUAUCAGCACCUCCUCAAGGAGCAGCUCUGGAUCGGGGAGCCGGCCGCGCCGCCGCCUGCUCUGCAUCCUGGGCAGGAAUUUCAAAUAUCUGGACUUCCUGACUAUGUUAAAAUUGUAGAAGUUGGACCAAGAGAUGGAUUACAAAAUGAAAAGGUUACAGUUCCCACAGAUAUCAAAAUUGAGUUAAUCAACCGACUUUCCAAAGCAGGCUUGUCUGUAAUAGAAGCAACCAGUUUUGUUUCAUCAAAGUGGGUACCUCAGAUGGCAGAUCACACAGAAGUAAUGAGAGGGAUUGAGCGGCACCCUGGGGUCCAAUAUCCUGUACUCACCCCUAAUCUUCAAGGUUUUCUUUCUGCUAUUGCAGCAGGAGCUACAGAGAUAUCAGUAUUUGGUGCAGCAUCUGAAUCUUUCAACAAAAUGAAUAUUAAUUGUUCCAUAGAAGAAAGCAUAGAAAAAUUUGAAGAAGUUACUAAAUCAGCAAGAAAUAUGAAUAUUCCAGUGCGAGGGUAUGUAUCCUGUGCAUUGGGAUGCCCGUAUGAAGGAAACAUCAUACCAGCUAAAGUGGCAGAAGUGUCAAAACAGCUGUAUAGCAUGGGCUGCUAUGAGAUCUCUCUGGGGGACACAAUUGGUGUGGGGACCCCAGGCAGCAUGAAGAGAAUGUUGGAAGCUGUUAUGAAGGAAAUUCCAGUGAGUGCUCUUGCUGUUCACUGCCAUGACACGUAUGGCCAGGCUUUAGCCAAUAUCCUCACAGCCAUACAGAUGGGAGUUGGUGUUGUGGACUCUGCUGUGGCUGGAUUAGGUGGCUGUCCAUAUGCGAAAGGUGCUACUGGAAACGUAGCUACGGAGGAUGUUCUAUACAUGCUUAAUGGGUUAGGGAUAAAUACGGGAGUGAAUCUUUACAAGGUGAUGGAAGCUGGUAACUUCAUCUGCACGGCUUUGAACAAGAAAACAAAUUCUAAAGUUGCACAAGCUUCCUUCAAAGUUUGAACUGUAAAUUAAAAUGUUCUUUCUGCAAAUUAAUUCACAUGCAAUAUGUCUUGUCCAAGAGCAUUUAUAUAAAGAAAAUCAAUUGCAAAACCUUUUCAGUCAAGAAAAGAAAGCAUGCUAUAGCUGUUCUUUAUUGAAAGAGUAACUGUGCGUUAGAAUAAUACAUCUUGCCAAAUGUUACUUUUGGGAAACAAUACAUCGUUGCAAAUAAUAAAUAUAAUGUCUAUCAAUACAAAUUCAUGUACUUGAUACUUUUAAAAGUAAGGAAAUCAGCACUUUACUGUCUAUUUAAAUGGCCUUUUAGCUUGCUUUAGACAAAAUUAAUUACAGCGUUCCACAAAAAGUGAAUACAUUGUUACUUCUUAAUCAAGCUGACUUUUAGUACAGUACAAAUAUUUGAAGUAGUUUAUGAGAUCCCACAUUGUGUGUGGCCUGGCUAUUAUGUGUGUUAUUUCUCUGAAUCUCCACUUUCCAUUUGCCGAGUCAAUUAUGUUAUGAACGUGGAACCCAAUCUAAAUUUACUGUAAGUACUUUUUAGCAAUAGCACUUUUGUAUUUUUACAGUGGUUAACAUCUGUUAAGUAUAUGAAUGACUUUGUCUUGUUCCAAGAAUUUGUGACAAAUGGCAGCCUGCCAUAUCCCCCAAAUCUAGCGCACCUCUCAUAUUUGUUAGAGACAUUAAACUCAUUGUAGUUGCUUUUUUCAUCAGCUGUUUUUAAAACCUGAUUAAUUAUAUCAAGCAAUGAAAAGAA